AGAGCCGGGGGAGGAGGCAGCGCCGGAGUCAGGGAUUCGGUCUGCCGAGGCGGCCGAGCGCUGGACCGGCGGCGGGCCGGUGCACCUGGCCUGCGCGCCCCCGCUGCUCCGGGUCCCCCGGGCCGAGGCGCCGGCGGCUGCUGAGGGAGGCCAGCGGGGUGUGCGGAGGGAGGCCAGGAGGGCGCGGGCGCCCCGUGCACGAAGCAGGUGUGAGGCGGCCGGGGGCCGGGACGCCAUGUCCAUGGAGGACCCCUUCUUUGUGGUGAAAGGAGAGGUACAGAAAGCAGUCAACACUGCCCAGGGAUUGUUUCAGAGAUGGACAGAGCUCCUCCAGGACCCCUCCGCGGCAACAAGGGAAGAAAUCGACUGGACCACCAACGAGCUGAGAAACAACCUCCGCAGCAUAGAGUGGGAUCUAGAGGACCUUGAUGAAACCAUCAGCAUAGUUGAAGCAAACCCUAGAAAAUUCAAUCUGGAUGCAACCGAAUUGAGUAUAAGAAAAGCCUUCAUCACUAGUACUCGGCAAGUUGUCAGGGACAUGAAGGAUCAGAUGUCAGCUUCAUCUGUGCAGGCAUUAGCUGAAAGAAAAAAUAGACAGGCACUGCUGGGAGACAGUGGCGGCCAGAACUGGAGCACUGGGACGGCGGAUAAAUACGGACGCCUUGACCGUGAGCUCCAGUUGGCCAACUCCCAUUUCAUCGAGGAGCAGCAGGCACAGCAACAGUUGAUUGUGGAACAGCAGGAUGAGCAGUUGGAGCUGGUCUCUGGCAGCAUCGGGGUGCUGAAGAACAUGUCCCAGCGCAUUGGAGGGGAGCUGGAGGAACAGGCAGUUAUGUUGGAUGAUUUCUCUCACGAGUUGGAGAGCACUCAGUCUCGGCUGGACAAUGUGAUGAAGAAACUUGCAAAAGUAUCUCACAUGACCAGUGAUCGGCGCCAGUGGUGUGCCAUUGCCAUCCUCUUCGCCGUCCUGCUGGUCGUGCUGGUCCUCUUCCUAGUGCUGUGAUGGGUGCUGUUCCUCCCGCACACACAGCACGAACCCAGGGGGAGAAGGAGAGGCGGCAUGCCGACGUUGCCAUCUCCUCACGGUCCUCUCCGGAGAACAGCCUGCACUGACUUUUCUCUUUGUGAUCCACAAUUGAGACAGCUCCUCCGUCCCCGCGCUGCGGGGCCCAUGGGAAGAAGAAGCGGACAACUGCACACUCCUGGCACCGCCUGUCCUGUUCUGAGGACAGCUGGCCACAGCUUUGCCUCCCCGGACCUCGUUCCCCCUGGAGGGCCUCUGAGGAAUCCAGAAAAAUUCGCAGACUCAGUGUUCGCUGUUGCUCGUUCCCUCGUCUCUGGCAGCUCUCUCCUCCUGCUCAGCCCCUUCCCCCCGCUCAGCACACCGCUGUUCCUCCAAGAGAACCCUGUCGACCUGCCGCUCCGGGUAGGUUCCUAUCCUGUUGUGGUAGCAUUCCUUGGCCCCCGAGAGCUGGCUGUUAACGGGGAUAGAGGGCUCAGUGGUUUGUGACAGAAAAUGGAGUGAUUGAUUUUUCAGGGAUAAGUGCUAGGAUGAAGUUGCUUUUCCUGGCACGUUUUUGUGUAGUAGGAAUAACUAAUGGAAACAAAUGAAAAGCACUGGGCUUUGGGGUGCUGACUUGUGGCUUGAAUUGAAGGGGAGGAAAGGGCAGCAGGACCCUGAGUGCACAGCCCAGGGAAGCGCGGGCAAGGUCGCCAGAGGUCAGUCUUGCGGAGUUCCCGUCCCUGUCCUACAGCCUUCUCCCCAGAGGAGCAACUGGCCUUUGCAGGGUGACCCCUAAAUGUCUGGCUGCUGAGCAGCUCGGCGGUCCCCUUGAGUGGAUCAAGACCUGGGUGAGCCUCGCUGACAGUUAUUUUAUUCCUGGGUCACUCCACGUAGGGGGAUGGGGUUGGGCAUGGUUAGCACAUUUAUUACAUUUACUCAGAAACUAAUGACAGGAAAGGCUAGUUCUGGACCAGACUUUCUUACCACUGCAAGGAUUGGUAGGUGAACUGGGUUCUGUUUUCCCUACGAUGACCACUCAAUCUUACCAUCCAUUCAGAUAACUGAGCCAAUCCAAAGUUAAAUGACCGGCGCUUUAAUUGAGUUUUAGUAGCUGAAACUGCUGAGACACUAAACGUCAAGCUUCUCACGACUUUAAAAUGCCUCUGGCGUAUACCUGUACACAUGGUAUUUUUAUAACCCCUGAGGGAGCACGUAAUGCUGAAGUAGCAGCGGAACCCACAGCCCGAGUUUGGCGCAGAUGCUGCGCGUGUCCCCUCCCCGCUGUCGUUUGCGCUUAGAAAGCACAGCAGCCUUGGACAGAGUGCUAGCUUUUUGUCUUCUUUCCUCAUGUUUUGGAGUUCAUUCCUCAGCACAGUUUUUUUGUUUUUUGGGUUUUUUUUUUAACUUUUUUUCUUGUUUUGUUUGUAUUUUUUUUCUUUGUUUUGGGCUUUCCCCCCCUUGUGAUUUGCAAUGAUGUACUUGCCCAGCUAACUUUUGAAUUGCACUUUUUAAUAAAUAUUUGUAACAAAUUUUAAAAGAAGGGUAUUUUCUCAUGUUUAGGAUCAUGAUAGGUAACAGUCUUCCUGUUGAUGAAGCUAAAAGCAGAUUUAGAAAACUAAAGGGGUGGUUGACAUCCACGUUUACACUCAACUGUAUUUGAUAUAUAGAUAAGUUAUUUCUUUUGAAAUUAGCAAAAACAGUGAUUAAUACAAAGGGCUUCAAAUGUAGGGUACUAGAUUAUUUGUUUUACAAAGUUUUGAGACUUAUUCAAAUAGUCUUCUAUAAAUAGAGAACAGAGGUGGUCCUUAGCUUUGCAUUAAAAUAUACAAGUCUGUGUUAAAAAUAAAUGUGGACCUCAUCUCAGUACUGUACUCCACACUCUCCACAUUACAAGAAGCACUGGCAUCUUAGUGGAUUCUGCGGUCACCGUAGUUAAAAGCCAGGCUGUUGCCCUGCUGUUACCAGAUUUACUGUGCCCUGCGGAACUGCUGUGUGUGUCAGUGGGGCCUGUUGGGAACACGCAUGGUCAUUAACGAGUAAGAUACUCCCCUCACUUCAGGGACCAAGUAUUGUGACUAAAUGUUGGCUAGAUUUAGAAUCAGCAUGCUGGCCUCACUGACUUCAGGGGUUUGCUAGAGGGCGGCUAUUGUGGACCAACCAUGGGCUGAAGCUGAGGACGGAAAUAUUUAGAGAGCGCAAGUUUUCUUAAAACUAGCAUAGCAUGCGUUCUCCCUGUAGGGCCGCCGUUCUCUCCACUGCUCCAAGGAGCUGUUCUUUGACAGCCGGCCCCGCCCCCAGCAUAACUUCUGGCCCCGCUGGCUUGAUCCCAGGUCUGACCCUGUUGUACCCGGACUGGGCAGUCACUACAGACAUUAUUCAUUCGAAGGCCCUCCUCUCAGACUCCAAACUGUGGCCGUCAAAGAGAGCAGACCAGAGGCUUGGGUUUAUUUUUAAGGACAAAUAUUUCCUCAUCGGUGCUGUAGAGGGCACCCAGGUGGUCCUUUGCCCCUGUGUCGUAGAACGAGCAGAGCAGUGGACCCCAGUGACCCCACGCUGCCUAGAAGCACAUCCUGUGGUAUUUGGGCUUUUUUUCUCCUUCAGCACCUCAUCCCAUAGUCAUUUCUUCUAAAGAACUGGCAGAACGUGAUGGAUACCAGAGAAAGAGCUCAAUCCAUGUUUAUCGGAAGAACGUUUCACUAAUCAGCUGACUUGGGGGUAAAAUGGGGAAUGAACCAUUGAGAGAGUUUGCCAGAGUGGGAAUCCAGCUGGAAAACCAAAAUACCUUUGGUUUUCCGUCCCAGUUUGUUAUCUCGUCUUUGCGUGGCCUGUGAACAGUCACAGUGCGCUCUGUGUGCCCGCUGCCGUGCGGCAAUUGGAAGCCGCAGCGUGUGUGUUACAGGAGGAUCUUCGCGCCAGAGCCGGAGCGGGGAAGCUUGGUAACUUGCCCAUUAUUCUCUGCUUUUAGCCAGAGUUAAACAGACUGAUGGGUCUGGUAGCCAACAACUUGGCAACUUCCACUCCUUCUCACCUCGUGAGAUUAAGGGCUGUGAAGAGAAAUCUAGUCGAACUCCAACAGAAAUCUGUCUCUGUGAAGUGUUUUACCUUCUGUACGUGAGGGUGGCAGAGCCAAGAUUUUUCUUUUGGUAAUUUCCCUGGCUGUGAAGUGAGACCGUUACCUUUCGAGAGAAUUCAUAGCUUUUGAAGAUCUAAAGACUGAAUGAUAAAUAUGAGCUGCUUUUCCCCUGUGGAUGGGGACUGUUUGGCUUCACCUUGUACCAUGGGAUGAAUUUGUAAACAAAACAAAAUUCGGGCGGUCUGGAAAGCUGAAGUUCCGAAGGAGGGAAUGCACCACCUCUGAUGUUGCAUCUUCCUCCCGCUGGCAUUCCUUUCCUUCCCAGGUUUUCUAAGAAUAAUUUUUUUAAAGUAUGUUCUUUGUCCAUCAAGAGCAGACAGAAAGUGAAACCAAAGAGAUCGCAGACUUACGGGCCCCUCCUUACAGUCACACUGUGCCGUCCUGACCAGGGUCAGUCCAUGAAGACAGGGCCCCAUCAAAAGGCCUGGGGGCCGUCGGAGGCGCAGCGCGCGCUUCUUCUCAGCCUCUGCUUCUGUGUCAGGGACGGUCUAGUCCCCUGGCUGGCCUGAUAAGAGGAGGUGGGGUCUCUGUAAUGUCCAGCUGCCCUUCCCAGCUCCCAGCCUUCAGAAGAUGUGCUUAUGCUCAGAAUAAGGCCGUCCUGUUCUUAUCAGGCCUGCGUCUGUUUGCCACGCGUAAACAUGCAUGCCCUUCUCACCUGUGUUGACUUGAGAAUGCUCACUGGGGAACUGCUGUUUGGUGUCGAGUCCAGAAAGCCCAGAGAGUUCUGAGUCAGACAGCCCUCCAGACAAGAACGGCACUGCUGUGAACCUUCCAGGCUGAAGCCUGGCACUGGGGCACCCAGGGCAGGGCCAAAAGGCCAAACUCGCUGACUUCUGGGGUCAGCAUCCCUAACAGCAGACUCACUUGGCUGAGCCCUGCUGUUUUAGAGAUGAAAUGGUUACAGCCCCCCCACAAUAUGGGAGUCACUUGGCCUGUUGCAUCCUGGACUUGGCCCCAGGCUGCCCACAUGCUGUCUGGGACAAGCUUAAGGAUGUAAAGCUGACCUCAGUGACAUAAAAGACAGGCUGAUAGUAACUUGUACUCACCCCUCCCCGCGCCGUGUGAUGUUUGUUGCUUCGGGACGAACGCUGGAACUCUGAAUGUGCGGUGGCGCCCUGCUGGUGUUGCUGCAGGCUGCAUACAGUGGGGAGUGCUUUGUUAGGUUACGGCCUCUUCACCAACACAGACACUUGGGGAGGUGAGGCAGAAAGAAAAAGAACUUGGUGUCGCUCUGACGUGAGCCAACACGUUGGUGCUGUCUUCCUUCUGACGUGCCCUUUGUCCAGAGAUGCCCUUCCUGAGGCUGUGUAGAUGGGACCGUGCUUAGAAGUGGUGGUCCGUUACUGCCCCCUGCCUUGGGUUUCUCAUGAACGUUUCAUGGGCCUGGUUUGCCAACUGCAGCCAGACCCUUGUGCGACAGUGUAUUUUAGCAUUUUUUUGUUAUGGUUAUGAGUCGUAAAGCCCAGAAGCCACUUGAUUAUCCAGGAGGUGUUAGAAAUAAGACCACCCAGCCUCAGUGUUCGCUGACCAGAGCUCUCGGGCCCUGCUUCCUGGUGGCAGCCUGGUGCCAGGCUUUCUGUCAGCCCCAGGGUAGGACCAGGUUCACGGUGGUUCUUCCUGCUCUGUAGAAAGUAGGUUUUAGCUGAGACCCUGCUGCUGAAGGGCAGUUGUGACCCUGUGGUUAAGGUCUGUUCUGGGAGAGGCAGACGUCCUAGUCCUCAGGAAAAGAGUACCUGUGCCCUGUCGUCCGAGCGGGUGAGGAGGGUCAGCCAGGUGUCCCACUAGUAAGUUCUUGGAACUUCUGGUAAGUGCCAUCUGAUUGCGUCCUAAUGGGCCCGGGCUGGGCGCUGCUGUCGAGAAAGCUCAGAGAAUGCCCAAGGCUGGCCUGGAAACCACGAAAAGGCCAGAGACAAGCUGUAAAUGAUAUGCAUUGAGUUUUUGUAUGUGGAAAUACGCUUUCACUGCCUCAUUUGUAAUCAGAAAUUUGUGUCAUUAGCAGAAUGUGUAAUACACGGCAGUACUCAGCAGGACUAAACUUGCAUUUUUCUUCCAAGGAUAAAUAACCCACAGUGUUUUAUUUUUAAAUAACUAGAAGGUACAAGCUAAAGAAGUGAGAUCAAGGAUUAGAGUUGCGAAUGCCUGGGUGAUUUCCAGCUGGUGCUCCCCCGACCCCCAUGAGGAGAGCGCCAGAGCCCUGGUGCCAGAAGUUUACCGCCCUCGCCACGGGGGAGAGAUUCUUGCUUCCUCUACACGCUGGGCCUCCAAGUGCAGUGUGGGACCAGUGGCAGCAGCGUCCCCUGGGAGCUCAUUGGAAAUGCAAAUUCUCAGGCCCCGGCCCAGACUGGCUGAGUCACACACUGUGGGGCUGGGGUCAGUGUGAUGCCCACUGUAGUUUCAGAACCACUGCUACCGCCUCGUGGGGUCUAGGGUGCAGUAACCCAUCCUCCAAAAUAGAACAUCUUCCACAGCUUUGAUUGCAAUCUUGACAUUAAACAAACUUUGAUGACACUAUAAACUUGAAAACUUUUAAAAAAUACUUGUGUAAAAGAAACCUCAACUAGCCGUCCUAAAAAGUGAUAUUUUUACACCCUGAAGUUUAUCAGUUAUGUUUCUUACUUCUGCUCUUGAAAUCAUGUUACAACUGUAUAAAGAAUACUGUUCAGUAUUAAAGAGAAAUGGAGAGACCAUGAA
Equus quagga is the source of this 6827-nucleotide messenger RNA. RefSeq names its product syntaxin 6 (gene STX6). The record is from RefSeq and is a predicted model, not a curated record. The coding region runs from base 236 to 1003 and encodes 255 amino acids. Lineage: Eukaryota; Metazoa; Chordata; Mammalia; Perissodactyla; Equidae. Gene Ontology annotation, molecular function: SNAP receptor activity. Gene Ontology annotation, cellular component: membrane. Gene Ontology annotation, biological process: intracellular protein transport; Golgi vesicle transport. The transcript is spliced from 8 exons.